GUGCGCAGGCGCAGCCGCCCUCGGGCGUCCUCUGCUGCGGGCGGACUAGGCCGCGCUGCUGAGGCGGAGGCAGGGACAGGGUGCCCGAGGUUGAUCCCGCCGGGAGCCGCCGCCAUGCCGGACAGCUGGGACAAGGACGUGUACCCCGAGCCCCCGCGCCGCACGCCGGCGCCCGCGCCGCAAACCUCGCUGCCCAACCCCGUCACCUAUUUGAUAAAGGCCUUCGACCUCCUCGUGGACCGGCCUGUGACCCUCGUGAGAGAAUUUAUAGAGCAGCAGCAUGCAAAAAACAAGUAUUACUACUACCACCGGGAGUUCCGCCGGGUGCCAGACAUCACCGAGUGCAAGGAAAAGGAUAUCUUGUGCAUGUUUGAAGCAGAAAUGCAGUGGAGAAGAGACUACAAAGUUGACCAAGAAAUUGUUAACAUUAUCCAGGAAAGGCUGAAGGCCUGUCAGCAGAGGGAAGGUGAGAGCUACAAGCAGAAUUGUGCUAAGGAGGUGGAGCAGUUCGCACAGGUGGCCAAGGCCUACCAGGACCGUUAUCACGACUUAGGAGCCUAUUAUUCAGCCAGGAAGUGCCUGGCAAAACAGAAGCAGAGGAUGCUUGCAGAGAGAAAAGCUGCUAGAGAGGCCGCGGCUGCUGCUCACUGAGUCCCCUCCCACACGAAUGACCGUUUCUUGCUGAAUAAAAUCACCUUCAGCCCUCAA
This is a messenger RNA of Eptesicus fuscus (big brown bat), 708 nucleotides long. It is a transcript of the gene NDUFB10, whose product is annotated as NADH:ubiquinone oxidoreductase subunit B10. The record is from RefSeq and is a predicted model, not a curated record. The transcript is spliced from 4 exons. Bases 115 to 651 code for a protein of 178 amino acids. NCBI's taxonomy places the organism in Eukaryota, Metazoa, Chordata, Mammalia, Chiroptera, Vespertilionidae.